Molecule: messenger RNA, 273 nt
Organism: Fusarium musae
Lineage: Eukaryota; Fungi; Ascomycota; Sordariomycetes; Hypocreales; Nectriaceae
Exons: 3
Coding region: 1-273 (90 amino acids)
Source: RefSeq, a predicted model, not a curated record
AUGUCUGAGCGAUCAGGGCAACAAGUUGCAGACCCGUCCACAGCCAAGUCUCCUCAGGAUGGAGUGUCAGUGCCAAAAGACAUAACAACGCAUACGCCUCCGAUAGAUGCUAACAUGAAGAAACAGGCCAAAGUUGACAGCAAGAAGAAGCGGUAUCCGCGUCCUCCACCCCAGAAUCCCACUGCCAAAUGGUUGGCCCUCAUGGAGAAGGUUAGUAGAGAGUCCAGGGACAGGGGGGAUGAGUCAGGCCGAGGUGUUGAAGAAAAACACUGA